Messenger RNA from Acytostelium subglobosum LB1, 966 nucleotides. RefSeq lists its product as hypothetical. The record is from RefSeq and is a predicted model, not a curated record. The transcript is spliced from 3 exons. The coding region runs from base 1 to 966 and encodes 321 amino acids. Lineage: Eukaryota; Evosea; Eumycetozoa; Acytosteliales; Acytosteliaceae.
AUGUCUACUAACAACAAACAACUAUUCAUUGGAUUGGAUGGAGGCGGUACAAAAACAUUGUCCAUCGUGAUCGAUGCUAAUGGUAAUGAGUUGGGCCAGUUCAUAUCAACCUGCAGCAAUCAGAACAGUGUUGGAAAGGAACAAGCUAAAGUUGCAAUCAUGGAGAGUAUCUCAAAGGCAAUAGAGGCAGCGGGCGCCGCACCAAGCGAUGUCGUAUCGAUCUGCAUGGGCAUCAGUGGUGUCGACCGUCCUGAGGACCAGGCCAUGGUGGGCGGAUGGGUCAAAGAGCUGCUUCCAAACACAGUCUACGAGAUCCACAACGACGCAGUGGUCGCACUCUCCUCAGGCACACUCGGAAAGCUCUACGGUGUCGUCGUCAUCAGUGGCACUGGCACCAUCGCCUGGGGCAUCAACCGCCAAGGUGUUAAAUCAAGGUCGGCUGGCUGGGGACCACUGUUGGGUGAUGAUGGUAGUGGAUAUCAAAUUGGAUUCGAUAUCCUCAAGCAUGUUUGCCGUGCAAAGGAUGAGUCGGGUCCAAAGACCCAGUUGACACAGGCCGUAUUCAAUAAACUGGCCAUCAGUAAGGAGGAUGAUCUGAUUGGAUGGGCCUACGACAAGGCCAACUCUGGUUGGAGUAAGUUUGCCGAGCUGUCUCCACUAGCCACCGAGUGCGCCAACAAUGGAGACAAGGUUGCACAGUCCAUUCUCGAUAUCAAUGCCAAUGCUCUUGUUACAUCGAUUAGAAGUGUGUUUGUCAAGCUAGGAUUGGACAAGUUGGAUGAGAAGGUACCUUUGGUACUUGCUGGUGGAAACAUUGAGAGGGAGUGCCUCUUUAGCCAAAUGCUGAGGACCAAGUUGGCCGAGGCUGUACCAAAUGCCGAGCCUAUAUUCCCCAAGUGCACACCAGGCAAGGGAGCUGCACUCCUUGCCAUGGAGCAGUACAAGAAGACACACAACGCACAAUAG